Molecule: messenger RNA, 2366 nt
Organism: Sclerotinia trifoliorum
Lineage: Eukaryota; Fungi; Ascomycota; Leotiomycetes; Helotiales; Sclerotiniaceae
Source: the annotation of a GenBank genome assembly
CCAUUCCAAUAAUCCUACUUGAAAUGGUCUGGUGUACAUUCACUGCUGAAAAUAUAUUCUUGGCAACCCGGAAACUGGGGCGCCUACUAGAAUUACAUUUGAUCUAGUGAAUAUCAUUCUUGGAUGCCCAGACUUUUGGACUCGGAGCUCCUUGCCUAAUAGAAUCCACCACUGACUUCACGUUGAAGCUUGGUUCUCUGCAGUAAGCAAUCAUAGGAAUAUCAAGGAGAAAUAUAAGGAUACUUGUGUUCCCUUCUUUCUCAGUCUUUUCCUCCUCAGUCAAGCACUCGCAAACAAUUUUCACCAUAUACUUCAUUUGAAAAGGUACUACCCCUUUACAAUUUGUUGCAAUGGCUGCAGUGCAUACCACCGUAGGAGGAAACUCUGCCUUCCACAACUUCAACAAUGACUUCGCUCAUAUCACAGACGCCAAUGAGAGGCGACGUCUUGCUCUUGCUGAGAUUGAUAGAGCUCCAUUUGGAUGGUAUCACGUCCGUGCCUGUGUUGUCGCAGGUAUUGGUUUCUUCACUGAUUCCUACGACGUAAGUAUCUAUUCAAUCACAAUAUCACCGAGACGCAUCGCUAAUUAUGGCUUAGAUCUUUGCCAUUAACUUGGUCACUUCCAUGUUGGGUAUAGCAUUUUUUCAGAACAGUGUUUCAAAAGGCACAAUUCCAACAACCAGUGAUACUGCUAUUAAGGUUGCCACUUCUGGUGGAACUGUUAUUGGUCAACUCGGUUUCGGAUGGCUUGCAGAUGUUGUAGGUCGUAAGAAGAUGUAUGGUCUUGAGUUGAUGAUUAUCAUCUUUGCUACUCUCGCUCAAGCCCUUUCUUCUCCAUCACACGCUGUUUCCAUUGUUGGUUUAUUCAUCUUCUGGCGUGUCUUGAUGGUAAUUUAUCACUUACUUCCUUGUCUCUGCAUCACAUACUUACAUGAAAUAGGGUAUCGGUAUUGGUGGUGAUUAUCCUUUGUCAAGCGUCAUCACUUCCGAAUUCGCUACCACCAAGUGGAGAGGAGCCAUGAUGAAUGCAGUUUUUGCUAUGCAGGGUAUCGGUCAAUUUGCUGCUGCUAUCAUUGCUUUAAUUGUCACCUCUGGUUUCAAAGAGUCACUCUUGACUGGUUCCAAAGCAUCAACCUGCACUGGUGUUUGCCAACUCGCUGUCGAUAAGAUGUGGCGUGUUAUCAUGUAGGUUACAAUUUCUCUUUCUCAUGUUCUAUCACUAACAAAUAAUAGCGGUUUUGGUGCCGUCCCAGGUUGCAUUGCUCUCUACUAUCGUUUAACCAUUCCUGAAACCCCUCGAUAUACCUUCGAUGUUGCCCGUGAUGUUGAACAAGCUAGCGAGGACGUUCAAGCUUACAAGCAAGGAAAGAGUCACGGUGAACCAGAUGAAAUCACUCGCGUUACCACCAUCAAUCAAAGCUCACAAGAGCUCGAAAUCCCAAAGGCUAGUUGGGCAGACUUUAUCGCUCACUACAAGCAAUGGAGAUUCGGCAAGAUCCUUCUCGGUACAGCCGGCUCAUGGUUUUUCCUCGAUGUCGCUUAUUACGGACUAAGUCUUAAUAACUCCGUUAUACUUUCCGCUAUUGGAUGGUCUGGUGGCCACAACAUGUAUGAGGUCUUUUACAAAACCGCCGUUGGUAACCUUAUUCUCGUCUGCGCUGGUGCUAUUCCAGGAUACUGGGUAUCUGUAGCCACAAUCGAUACUCUCGGUCGAAAACCGAUUCAAUUCAUGGGUUUCACCAUCCUUACUAUACUUUUCAUCAUCAUAGGAUUCGCUUACCACAAACUUUCUGGCCAUGGCCUUUUAGCCCUUUACGUGGUCGCUCAAUUCUUCUUCAACUUUGGUCCUAACUCCACCACCUUCAUCGUCCCAGGUGAAUGUUUCCCUACCCGCUACAGAUCUACAUCUCACGGUAUCUCUGCCGCUUCCGGAAAAGUAGGUGCCAUCAUUGCACAAGUUGUUUUCGGACCACUUAGAACAAAAGGUGCUGUUAAAGGUGCUACUGGUGCCGCAGCUAGUCCUUGGUUAAACCAUGUCAUGCAAAUCUUUGCAUUAUUCAUGUUCUUGGGAUUAUUAACCACUUUCCUCAUUCCUGAAACUAAGAGAAAGACUCUUGAAGAGUUGGCAGGUGAAGUUCCAGGAACUCCUAAUUAUGAUCCAGCUUUGACUAGAUAUACUGCUGGUGCAAAUAAGAGUGUUAAUUCGAAUGAGGAGGUUGGACAUGAGGUUGAGGCUGAGAAGAUUGUUUAGAUUUGCGUUGGGAGUUGGGCGGGAUAGCUAUAGGAUAGGAUGAUAUGAUACCUGGUGUUUUUUGAUUGAUGGGUCGGUUUUAGGGGUUGUAGAUAAAGUAAUAAUGAAUAAAAGU